Salvelinus sp. IW2-2015 is the source of this 1411-nucleotide messenger RNA. RefSeq names its product homeobox protein EMX1-like. Gene Ontology annotation, cellular component: nucleus. The record is from RefSeq and is a predicted model, not a curated record. Gene Ontology annotation, molecular function: RNA polymerase II cis-regulatory region sequence-specific DNA binding; DNA-binding transcription factor activity, RNA polymerase II-specific. Gene Ontology annotation, biological process: neuron differentiation; central nervous system development; regulation of transcription by RNA polymerase II. NCBI's taxonomy places the organism in Eukaryota, Metazoa, Chordata, Actinopteri, Salmoniformes, Salmonidae.
UGGAUCUCACCUCCCUAACGCAAGGUGCUUGAGGUUCCCGCUCAGAACCUCGGUCCGGGGGGCUCUACCGUAACCGUUGAUGCUCACUAUGACUUUUUGAGGGAACCGUUUUGACUGGAACAAACAGGAAUUUACAAGAUUCUGUUUUAUUCUGGAUUUCCCUACCUGAAGUGAGGAAGAUGUUUUCGUCGGUGAAUAAACGUUGUUUUAUGAUAGAAUCAUUAGUGGCCAAAGAAAACCCUCAAACCACGGAAGAUCCCAURCGACCGAUGGCCCUGACUUAUUCUAACUCCACUGACGCUUUCAUGAACGGGUACCAGAGUCCCACCGGCAGAUCUCUGUAUCAGAACCCGGAGCUGGUGUUCCCUGAGUCGGUCAACCACCCCGGGCUGACCAUGAACCCCCACCAGCUAGGAGGGUGCCACCUKCAACACACUGCACACUUCUUUGGGACGCAACACCGAGACCCACUCAACUUCUACCCAUGGGAUUUACGAAACAGGUUCUUUGGAUACAGAUUUCAAGGAAACGAUGUUUCUCAAGAAAGCCUGCUCCUCCACCGCCCAUUCGCCCGAAAACCCAAGCGCAUCCGCACCGCCUUCUCCCCGUCGCAGCUCUUGCGGCUUGAGCGGGCGUUCGAGAAUAAUCAUUACGUAGUAGGAGCUGAGAGGAAACAGCUGUCCAACAGUCUGAGUCUGUCUGAAACACAGGUGAAGGUAUGGUUCCAGAACAGGAGGACAAAGUACAAGAGACAGAAGAUGGAGGGGCCUGACUGUCACCAGAAGAAGAAAGGAAACCACCACAUCAACAGAUGGAGGCUUGUCACUAAGCAGGGCAUCUCCGAGGACAUCGACGUCGGACUGGACUAAGACCCCAACCCUGGCCCUAUGGCCUACCCCCUGGACGCCCCUUUACCCCCCCCCUCCUUAAACCCUGGCAUGUGUCCCCUUUUGGAACACAAGAGGACCAACGUAAACGCUAGUUAUUAUGUAAAGUUAUGAAGUAUAAUGACAUGUUACAAGAAAAACAGAAUUUUAUGUUACUUGACUUGCAUCCAUCCUACAUAAUGAUCUCAUGUCUGAUCUAUGUAGGUGGUGUUCCAUCCUACAUAAUGAUCUCAUGUCUGAUCUAUGUAGGUGGUGUUCCAUCCUACAGCUUCUCUGAUCUCAUGUCUGAUCUAGAUGGUGUUCCUUCCAGACUACAUUGUUCCUUCCAGACUACAUUGCCGACACAUUCCAGACAUCUAGUCAGACAGGACAGCACCAUGAUCAUCUAGUCAGACAGGACAGCACCAUGAUCAUCUAGUCAGACAGGGACAUCACCAUGAUCAUCUAGUCAGACAGGACAGCACCAUGAUCAUCUAGUCAGAGAGGACAGCACCAUGAUCAUCUAGUCAGACAGACAGCACCAU